CUCAGUGAUCUCGGAGUUGUGGGGUUUGCGCGGACUCGCAAUAUAAGGACUGGCUGUGAGUUUGCUCGGCAGAUGCUGGCACCCAGCGGCUGUGGGACUGACCGCCGCUCACUCUCCACAUUGCUCAGGAUUCCUCUCAAGCUGCUACCAUGUGGGGGCCGUUCCUGUCGCUGUUGAUCACUUCCAUUUUUUUAACCAAAAGAGUUCAAGCUGUCAAAUGGGGAUCAUGUGAACAUGUGGAUGUGCAACAGAAUUUUAGUCUCGAUCAGUAUAUGGGAACAUGGUAUGAAAUUGAACGAUUUUAUAAUGUCACUGAAGACCUCAGAUGUAUUUCUGAAACAAUAUCCUCAUCAUACAAUGGGCUAAGAAACGUAUAUGAGGUUAUCACUUUGAUCACGAAGGGUAAUGAGGUGACUGAACGCACUGCAGAAUUAAUUCCACCUGACGAGACAGCCAAAGAUCAAGCAAAACUAAUCUUCAGACUUACAGAUGAACACGGAGUCCAAGAUCCUUUAGAUCAUGGAAAUGUUUUGCGUUACUGGGUGUUAGACACUGACUAUACAAGUUACUCUCUGGUAUUCUCCUGUGCAUCUUUCCUUGGCAUAAUGCACACACCUUAUGCCUGGACUUUUUCAAGAGAACGACAGCUGUCAGCAAAUACCACACAGUACCUGCAUGGUGUUCUGGAAAAAUAUAAGAUUAACACUAAUGACUUUGUGAAAAUUAAUCAAGAAGAUUGCACAUAAGAACCGAUCAGAAAACAUAUAAAACAUU
Hemiscyllium ocellatum (epaulette shark) is the source of this 774-nucleotide messenger RNA. RefSeq names its product apolipoprotein D-like. NCBI's taxonomy places the organism in Eukaryota, Metazoa, Chordata, Chondrichthyes, Orectolobiformes, Hemiscylliidae. The record is from RefSeq and is a predicted model, not a curated record. Gene Ontology annotation, molecular function: pigment binding. The coding region runs from base 150 to 746 and encodes 198 amino acids. The transcript has 6 exons.